AUGCCGAACCCGCGGCAGCCGCUGGCGGCGCACGAGAUGCCGCCGUUCCGCACGCCGUACCUCAUCCACCGCGACAACACGCAGUGGGACGCGCAGAGCCCUGCGACGGCGGCCCUCUUCUUCGUGCGCAAGUUCGACCGGGUCCGCGUCGUCAUCUACGAGUACGCCACCUUCGGCUACGUCGACCUUGACCUUAUGGGGUUCGAGGAGCUCUGGCGCGCGGAGCCGAGGCCCGCUGCUGCUGUCGACGGCAUGGACGGCUUCAACGUAGUGGAGAAGUGGUUCCCGCUCAGCGGUGGCACGCUCAGCGAGGGCGAGCUGCGUCUACGCCUCUUCCGCGUGCCGACGAACGCGGCGCUGAGCGCACGCGAGAAGAUAGUGGCGAAUGUGAACAAGGAUCGGCGGCGCCGGGCGCGCGAGUUAGAACAAAGGAGAGAAGAGGUCGCGCGGAAGCGGUACAAGCAGAGCUGCAGUGUGAUGUAA
Messenger RNA from Trypanosoma grayi, 483 nucleotides. RefSeq lists its product as hypothetical. Bases 1 to 483 code for a protein of 160 amino acids. The record is from RefSeq and is a predicted model, not a curated record. NCBI's taxonomy places the organism in Eukaryota, Euglenozoa, Kinetoplastea, Trypanosomatida, Trypanosomatidae. The transcript has a single exon.